Erigeron canadensis is the source of this 1396-nucleotide messenger RNA. RefSeq lists its product as uncharacterized. Gene Ontology annotation, cellular component: nucleus. Gene Ontology annotation, biological process: positive regulation of DNA-templated transcription; response to stress. Gene Ontology annotation, molecular function: transcription cis-regulatory region binding; DNA-binding transcription factor activity. Bases 1 to 1245 code for a protein of 414 amino acids. The record is from RefSeq and is a predicted model, not a curated record. NCBI's taxonomy places the organism in Eukaryota, Viridiplantae, Streptophyta, Magnoliopsida, Asterales, Asteraceae. The transcript has 3 exons.
AUGUUUCAUGCCGUUGGAAACAAUGGUGGUAGUGGAAGGAAACAAGAACGAAAAAUGGCUCAAGCGAGUUCAAGAAAAGGGUGCAUGAGAGGGAAAGGUGGUCCAGAAAAUGCUUCUUGUACAUAUAAAGGUGUUAGACAAAGGACUUGGGGUAAAUGGGUGUCGGAAAUCCGCGAACCGAACCGUGGUAGCCGAGUGUGGCUCGGGACGUUUAAUUCGGCUCGUGAAGCGGCUAUAGCGUAUGAUUCAGCUGCUAGACGAUUAUAUGGACCCAAUGCUCAUGUUAACCUUCCUGAAGAAACCGAAAAUGCGCCACCACCACCACCCGCCGUCACCGAGGCGGCAAAGGAGGCGAGGUACCACCGUGCCAUAGAGCAAAUGAAAAAGCAACAAGAGUUUGAAAGGAGAAUACAAAUAUACAUGCAUCAACAACAACAGCAACAGAUGAUGAGGGUAAAAGUGGAAAGCCCCGUUGAGAUACCUGAUCUCAACGGACAGGCCGUGGGUGGUUAUUAUAAUAAUAAUAAUUAUUAUUGUAAUUAUAAUAACAUUAUUCAUGACAAAACUGGAGAUAAUUUUGUGGACCCUAAGUCCUCAACCGGGAAUCUAAAUGCUAAUUUGCCAGAGUUUGAUGAUUCCCGGUUGUGGACUGAUGCAGCGUCCACAAUGGAUUAUGAAUCGCAAGCGAUUGAUCCAGGAAUUGGUGCUUCAACAUUCAAUGACACAAUUGGUAUUGAAUUGAAUAAUCCAUUAAUGAUUGGAUCUUUAAACAUAGGGCGCACGUUCAAUAUCUUUGUGAGAGGGUACUUAUGUAAUUUCGUCAUAAACAUUCACUUCUAUCAAUCCUCACACACACACAUCGGGUUCUCUCUGAUCUUCCUUUCUCCCCCACUACCAACACCACUAGCCAUCAGGUUUCCAUCGUUCUAUGCCUUCCUCUGCCAUUGUUCUCUGCCUUCUUCUGCCAUCCUUCUGGAGCUCAAAAUUGGCAGCUUUGUUGCCGGAUUUGGUGACGCCGGCGGUGAGGAACCGUUGGUGACGGACCAGAGAGGCGUUGUUCGGAAACGGAGAGAUUCUAAUUCCGAAGAUGGAUAUUCUAAUCUUGUGUCUACUAGUAAUGCCACCGACUUGUUAGAUGCGCAGAAGAAGAAGAAGGCGGAGAAGGAAGCCUCAAAUGAAAAGUUAAAACGACCUCAUAUGAAGUCAGGACACACGCCACAAUCUCUUGUAAAAAGUGGAAAAUAACUGAUUUUCUUUUUCUGUGUGGUCUUGUUUAAAAAGAAUAAUGGAAAGAAUGAAGCAUUAUGAGCUUACAAAUGUGUAAAUCUUAUAACUUAUACACGCGUAAAGUUUACAACUGAUGAAUUCUGAAUAACUAUUUGAUUUUGAUAUCUAA